Molecule: messenger RNA, 937 nt
Organism: Clupea harengus (Atlantic herring)
Lineage: Eukaryota; Metazoa; Chordata; Actinopteri; Clupeiformes; Clupeidae
Gene: nol7
Product: nucleolar protein 7
Cellular component (GO): nucleus; nucleolus
Molecular function (GO): RNA binding
Source: RefSeq, a predicted model, not a curated record
UUGGCUGAACCAAAGUGACGAAACAUUAUUUUGAUGCUGUAGCUUCCACCAACAUGGCUGAAACCAGUGAAACGCAACGUGGGCCAGGGAACCCAAGUAGUGAAGUAAUAACUGAGAACAAUAAUUUACGGUUUGAUUCCAGCGACGAUGAGGCUCCAGAAGAAGUGAAUUUUGAGGAUUCCAAAAGGUCUGCUUUGCAGAGCGUAAAAGACGCAUUGGAGGCGAGCAGAAGAGACAAAAAGACAUUGAAAGAAAAGCGAAGAAGGAAGCAAGAGCUCUUUUUGGAACAAAAGAAACGAAGACUUCUUCCUGAAGACGUUUUGGAGGAAAUUGAUGCAACACCAAUAAGACACGAUGCCAUCCCAUGCAUUGCAGGAAAUGAGGUGGAGAAAGAAAAAGCAAUGGAUUCAAGUGAUAUGAAACCGAUUAAAGAAAAAGCACGAAGUUUACAGGCAAAUUGUAGUGUAACAACAGUGAAGCACCAGAUUACAGCCAGUACACAUCAGAAAGUGGCCAUGGACUUUGUUCAGUCUCGAUUCUAUGGACAAGGAACUCGGCGGGCAACAAACAACGAACUUCUUUCACUCAAUAAUAAGAAAGGGGCCAACAAAGGUGCUGCAUUCCAGUUUGCUAAUACAAAACUGAGUACUGUGGAGAGGGCAAAGGCUGAGAAGGGCAACAAGAGGUGGCUGCACAAGAACAAGCUCAUCAGCACAUGAAUAUGGCAGGAGGACAAGACCAAACCCAGAGGAGCAGGAAAAGCACCAAAUUUGGGAUUGGGGUCUACUCACAGACCUCUAGGGGAGGACUCAGGCCUGACAUAUCUUGGCUGACUUUCCAGUUGCUGGAUAGAAUUUUCAGCUUUUCAACUGUACAUCUUUGUCUUCUUUAUGAGGACUUGGUUGUGCCUCAUAAAUAAUAGAGCUUGUUAAAAUGA